Molecule: messenger RNA, 849 nt
Organism: Verticillium alfalfae VaMs.102
Lineage: Eukaryota; Fungi; Ascomycota; Sordariomycetes; Glomerellales; Plectosphaerellaceae
Exons: 4
Coding region: 1-849 (282 amino acids)
Source: RefSeq, a predicted model, not a curated record
AUGGUUCGCGUGCACGGAGGCGGAUGCCAGGGUACUGUACUGGCAAGGAAGGGUGAUUGGGCAGUGUGCGAGCAUGCGACCGUUCGACUGCCUAGCUGGUACUACUGUAGAGACUGGGAAGUUGCGAUGGACACGGCCGCACGUGGACACGUGUUGACCCUGGUCGUCGUUGCUCAAAGUUCGACAGGGGGGCCGAGAGAACAGCUUGGGCAACGCCGGGAUUGGUACUGGAAAGUGACUGCUCAACUGCAUCCCGCACUCAGGGACACAUGGGAAACUUUUGUUCGGUACUUGUACAGCAAAGUCUUCGGCCGACCGCCGCUCUUUCCUAUUUGCCAUCAACGUGUGAGGUACCCAUCGGUUCACGGCCGGCAAUCGACAAAGAGCGUCUAUCUUUCCUAUGCGCAAUGCCCGGCUGGAAGGCAUGUACAUAGCAUGGAUUCAACUAUCAGAUCAGGCCUGGACACUUGGUGGGUAUUUGCCGGGCACUUGGACGGAUCUGUUCAACCGAUUGUUUGGUUCCAUUACAUGGAUGCGCUACCCCAAGAAUACAUGCACACGGCCAGGAGAAGCGGUAUGGUAUGGGGUUGCUGGUACUUGAAUCGGGCAGCCCAGAUUAGUGCUGCAACGGUCGCAAGCUUGUGUUAUGCGGACGGACAGGUGGGCAGACCCAGGCAAGGCAUGGUAAGGCGAGGCAAGGCAAGGCAAGGCGCAGGCACAGGCAGAGGCACAGGCAGAGGCAGAGGCAGCAAGGGCCUCGACGCGAUGCAGAGACCGGCCAUGCGGGAGGCAGGGAUGACAGGCCAUAUGGAACGGGUGAUGGAGGGGGAGGGGAGAAACGUGUGGUAG